GGUGGUGUUCCUGGUGGCCAUCUUGGAUUCACUGAGUGAUUGUUUGGCAUAAAGAAAUAAUAAAAAUAAAAAUAAAGCUUGAAGGCUUAGGAUAUUAAGGUAGGCUAAAAUAUAAAAGGGUAAAGAGGCGAAGCGAUAUCGAGGAAAAUCAGGAGUUCAAAUGUACCAUUUAUUUACUUGUCGAUGAGUGCUAUUCAGGAAUCGGCCCUUAUUUCCUUACAGUGAGAGACGGUAUGAAGAAAGCAUCCUAGUCAAGCCAUGGCUGAUAAAAGAAAACUACAAGGUGAAAUAGAUCGAUGUUUGAAAAAAGUAGCAGAGGGUGUGGAACAGUUUGAAGACAUUUGGCAAAAGCUUCAUAAUGCCGCCAAUGCAAACCAGAAGGAAAAAUAUGAGGCAGACCUCAAAAAAGAAAUUAAGAAAUUACAGCGUCUUCGAGACCAGAUAAAGACAUGGGUGGCCUCCAAUGAGAUCAAAGACAAAAGGCAGCUAGUUGAGAAUCGCAAACUCAUAGAAACGCAAAUGGAGCGGUUCAAAAUAGUGGAGCGGGAGACCAAGACCAAGGCUUACUCUAAGGAGGGGCUGGGCCUGGCACAGAAGGUUGACCCAGCUCAAAGGGAAAAGGAGGAGGUGGGCCAGUGGUUGACGAAUACGAUAGACACACUAAACAUGCAGGUGGACCAGUUUGAAAGUGAAGUGGAGUCUUUGUCUGUCCAAACUCGGAAAAAGAAAGGCGACAAAGAGAAACAGGACCGGAUAGAGGAGCUGAAGCACUUCAUUGAAAAGCACAGGUACCACAUCCGCAUGCUGGAGACCAUCCUGCGCAUGCUGGACAACGACUCGGUGCAGGUGGAGUCGAUCCGAAAGAUCAAGGACGACGUGGAGUACUACCUCGACUCUUCACAGGACCCGGACUUUGAGGAGAACGAGUUCCUGUACGACGAUCUGGACCUUGAGGAUAUCCCUCAAGCCCUGGUGGCAACGUCUCCGCCUGGCCACUCUCACAUGGAGGAUGAGAUCUUCCACCACUCCAGCAGUACCCCCACCUCCACCACCUCCUCCUCCCCAAUACCCCCCUCACCUGCCACUUGCACUACGGAGAACUCGGAGGAUGAUAAGAAGAGGGGGCGUUCUACAGACAGUGAAGUCAGUCAGUCACCUGUAAAGAAUGGAAAUCCCUCCUCUUCGUUAUCUUCCUCAUCCUCCUCGUCGUCCUCCUCUUCCUCAUCCUCUUCUGGAGCCUCUUCAUCCUCUCUGGUCUCCAUGGCUACCAUUGCGGGGGGCGGUGGAGCCAUCACAGGGGGCAACAGUCUCUUGGGUAGCAUGGGGGGCCUCCUCCCAAACUCUGGCAGCUACAGCACGGUGACCCAACAGCCGCAGCAAUCGCAGCAGCAGAACCAGCAGCAGCACCCGCCCCAGGCGAAACACUCUCCCUCCAACAGCAACCCCAGCCCCUCCAACCUCCUCUUGCUGCCCGCCUCCACAGCCUCUUCGCCCCCCAACACCAGCACGCCUGGCCCCCUGGCCACAAACUCCCAACCUCAGGGCACCUCGGGCCCGACGUCCACCUCCGCCCUGGGGCUGGGGCUGGGCCUCGGCCUGGGAAAAGGCGGGGUGACGGGGGCCAGCAGCGCCAACCAGAUGUCGGGCCUGGGCCUGUCGGGGAUGCCGGCAUCCCUCAACACCAUGGCGGGGCUCCUGUCGAGCUCCACGCCCGCGCCUUACGCCCAGGCGGCGGCCUCGGGGGCCGUGGGCAGUGGGCUGGGAGGGCCCAUCGGGGGCAGCGCUGGCAGCGGCAGCUCGUCAGGGGUCGGCGGCGGGAACAGCAGCAACGGGGGCGGGGUGUCGGCAGGCCUGCUGGGCUCCGGCAGCGGGGUGGGUGUGGGGGUCGGCGGGGGGAUUCUGGGACUCGGCUCCGGACAGACGGCCAUCCAGGGGCCCCCUCAGAUGGCCCUCAGUCCUGUCAGCGGAUUGGCUCCUGGCAGCGCCGUCGGAGUUAUCGGGGGUAACGGAGGUGGUUCGGGGGCAGGCGGAGGCGGAGGAAUUGGUGCGGGAGGAGGAAGCGGUGCACUCGCAAGGCCCCCCAGUGGACAAAAGCAGAAUGGCAAUACCAGUUACAGUGCUGUAGUUGCAGACAGUACACCAGACUCUGCCCUCAGUAGUGCCAGCCAAUCACAAAGCCAACCCUCUUCCUUAGGACCCACGUCCAAUCCACCUAAGGACAGCGGCUGCAGCCUCCUGAGCUCGAUGACUCUGGCCCCCAGCUCGCCGUCGCCGUCCUACAGCGAGAGCAAGCCGGCGGGCGGGAGCCUGCUGAACGGGCCGCACUCCUACAGCCAGGCGUCUGAGGGCAUGAAGGCUCCAGAGCCCCUCAGCUCUCUGAAGUCCAUGGCAGAGAGAGCAGCCCUUGGCUCGGGGCUGGAUGGAGAGAUGCCAUCCCUGCACCUGGCAGACAGAGACAUCUUCUCCGGGACGACGGCCCCACCGGGGCCUCCCACGGCGCCCCAGCCCUCGCUGUCUGAGGUCAGCAUCCCCCCGUCGCUGGGUGUGUGCCCCCUCGGGCCUGUCCCGCUCUCCAAAGACCAGAUGUACCAGCAGGCCAUGCAGGAGUCGGCCUGGACGCACAUGCCCCACCCCUCCGACUCGGAGAGGAUCAGGCAGUACUUGAUGAGGAACCCGUGCCCCACCUUGCCUUUUCACCACCAGGUGCCCCCUCCUCACUCUGACUCCGUGGAGUUCUACCAGCGGCUAUCCACAGAGACUCUCUUCUUCAUUUUCUACUAUCUGGAGGGCACCAAGGCACAAUAUCUCGCGGCCAAGGCACUGAAGAAGCAAUCAUGGCGAUUCCACACCAAGUACAUGAUGUGGUUUCAGAGACACGAGGAGCCCAAAACCAUCACUGAUGAGUUUGAACAGGGGACAUACAUUUACUUUGACUAUGAGAAGUGGGGCCAGAGGAAAAAGGAAGGAUUCACAUUUGAGUACAGGUACCUUGAAGACCGAGACCUCCAGUGACUGACCGUUGGGGUGCGAGAUGGAGAGAUGGAGAAAAAGCAGGGUGUACUACUGUUGACAUUCCUGGAUUGAAUUUCAACACAGUGGGAUGAGACUGAUGCAAAGAUGACUCUUCAUGUCUGUUUGUGCAAAUGCAUUUGGGUCACCUUCCUUGCCCUGGAGAAAAAGCCUACAUCCCCCUACUGCGCCCCCCCUCCCACACACACCCGUCAUUUAUUUGACUGAUGCUUUUAAAUCACCUUGCUGAACUGAAGGUGUUUGGCCAAAUGUUUAUUUGAUUACAGGUUAUUUGUUUUCCUUUCAACAUUUUAAAUCACGACUCACUCGAGAACCAAAGAAAAUGAGCGGACCCCCAGUAACCCUUAAGGAAUGGGGUCGGGCAAAAUGAGCCAGAGGGAAAUUGUCAGACCGUACCAGGGCGUGGGGGAAGGGGGUCAGGGUUGAAGGUCAGGGGCCUGAACAUUUCACCAUUUCACAGCAGUUUGUGCUGCUGCCUGUUUUCCCCAAAGUGCAGCCAAGUGUGUUCCAGCCCACCCUCCUCGCACUUGUCGCUUUUGCAACGGGAGCGAUCGUAUGAACCCCGUAACCCCGGCACCUGCUUCAGGAGCCGUCUCUUCCUUCGCCAAACCUGCCACGGAUCAAACUGCUGUGCGACGACGGUCCUCUCUCCAUCCUCUACGAAAUCAUCCAUCGGUUGGCUGUGGGCCGUGGCAAAUCCCACCACCACCACGGACACCCAGACCUUGUCCGCGUAGUACAUGUUUACAAGAGAAAAACGAAAGCCAAAAGUGAGACAAGCUAAUCAGUUACACCAACGAAGCAACAAAGCUUUUUAUCAAUUUGAUAAAUUUAUAUAAAUUCAUAAAUCAUUCACGAUUGCACUUCCAAGCUUGGGAGAAGACAAAAUAAAUCUUUUAGAUUAACUUGUAUAUAUCUAUAUUUUGUGGGCGGGAUGGAAGGCCAUUGUGUCAAAAAAUGUGUGAUUUGGAAUUUGUACAGCAUAACAUAAAUUAGGAAGACAUGAGCUUCUCUUCCUCCCCAGCUUUGUAGUGCAGAAAUAGAACUGACUCAAAUGAAAAGCACAUCAUGCGAUUCAAGUGCUUUUAUUCCCCUCGAUUUCCAUUGCCGUGUUUCCAUUUCAUAAUUAUUUUUUAAACCUCUUUCAGUUUUGGAGUGCAACUAUGAAUGAUUUUGUUUUCCAUGCACGUAAAUUUAUCGACGUUGAAAGCAUUUCAAAGAAAUUGAGAAGUAAAAAAAAUAAAUGAAUGGUAAAUUUUUAA
Molecule: messenger RNA, 4292 nt
Organism: Conger conger (European conger)
Lineage: Eukaryota; Metazoa; Chordata; Actinopteri; Anguilliformes; Congridae
Product: CCR4-NOT transcription complex subunit 3-like
Exons: 18
Coding region: 259-3012 (917 amino acids)
Biological process (GO): nuclear-transcribed mRNA poly(A) tail shortening; regulation of DNA-templated transcription; regulation of stem cell population maintenance
Cellular component (GO): P-body; CCR4-NOT core complex; nucleus
Source: RefSeq, a predicted model, not a curated record